Molecule: messenger RNA, 660 nt
Organism: Vairimorpha ceranae
Lineage: Eukaryota; Fungi; Microsporidia; Nosematidae
Product: ran-specific gtpase-activating protein 1
Exons: 1
Coding region: 1-660 (219 amino acids)
Biological process (GO): intracellular transport
Cellular component (GO): nuclear pore; cytoplasm
Molecular function (GO): GTPase activator activity
Source: RefSeq, a predicted model, not a curated record
AUGGCAGAAGAAAAAAUUAAACUAAAUUCAGAAGAAAAAAAAGAAGUAAAUGGUGAUAAAAAAAAGGAUUUAUCGUUGGAUUUAGAAGAAAUAAAUAGUGAUAAAAAAAAGGAUUUGCCAUUAGAUUUAGGAGGAAAAAAAGAAAUUUCUGUAAAUGAUAAUAAAAAAAAGGAGUCAUCUUUUCUUACCUCUAGUAUAACUAUUAAGGAUAAAGAUAAAGAUGCGGGAACAGAAGAUUUUGAAUUGAAAUGUAUCCAGGAAAGUUUUAUAGAAAAAAAUUUGCAAGAUAAAGUACUUUUUAAAUCUAAAUGUAAUCUUUUUAUUUUUAAUAAAAAAAAAAAGAAGUAUGAAGAGAGAGGAACAGGCGAUAUUAUGAUUAAUAUUGAGAAAAAGACUAAUAUGGUCAAAGUUGUAAUGAUAAGAGAAACUAUUUCUAGGUUUGGCUGUCAUCAUUAUAUUAAUCCUAAACAUAAAUUAAUAAAAAAUAAUAAUAUUAAAAAUGGAUGGGUGUGGUGCACCACAGAAGAUACUGUUGAGGAUGACAAUGAAAAGACUAAAUUUUAUUUAGUGAAAUUUGAUAAUGAGGAUGAUACAAAAAAAUUUAAAGAAGAAUAUGAAAAAGGAAUGGAGGAUAAUAAAAAACUAUUAGAAAAACAAUAA